CGUAAUGCAGGCCACUGAAUCAGAUUUUGUCCCAUAACCAUUAAACUGGCUGCUUUUAAUCACUUCAAUCCCACCCUUUCUCACAAAAAAAUACCAUCAAAAUGGCUUCUUUGAAUCUCUUCAAUCUCUCGUUUCUUCUCAGUCUUCUCUCCAGCUCAAACCUGAGCUUGUGGCCUCGGAAUCAUGGUGAAAAGGUUGGGGUUUUUCCGCCAACGUGCAACCGUAUCGAGUGCCCAAACUACGACGUGAUUCAUACUGGGAAUGGCUUUGAAAUUCGCCGUUACAAUUCCAGCACUUGGAUUUCUACAUCUCCUAUUGAUGAUAUUUCCUUUGUCGGAGCCACCAGAGAUGGGUUUCUCCGGCUAUUUAGCUAUAUCCAGGGCAAUAAUAGUGAUAAAAGAAAAAUAGAAAUGACAGCUCCAGUGAUCACCGAAGUGAAACCAAGUGACGGACCCUUCUGUGCUUCAUCCUUCGUAGUGAGUUUCUAUGUUCCCAAAGAGAACCAACAGAAUCCACCUUCUGCUAAAGACCUUCAUGUGCAGAAAUGGGGACUGACUUAUGUUGCUGUAAGGCAAUUUGGGGGAUUUGUAGAUGACGAUGAAGUUGGAGAGGAGGCUGCUGCCUUGUACGCUAGUAUUGCUGGAACCAUUUGGUCAGAUGCUAUCGACAAGAGCUAUUCAGGUGGGAAUGCAACAGAGUACAUUGUUGCGCAAUACAAUUCUCCGUUUGAGUUUCGGAACAGAGUGAACGAGAUCUGGUUGACAUUUGACUUGGAAGAUGGUUUUGCAAUUUGAGGAGUAAUUAUACAAUGCUAAUGGAGUGAAUUUUCCUGAUCUGUUGGAAGGAGAAGAGUUUAGCUCAUAGUUGUACGCCUCUGUGUUCCAUUUUGAAGCUCCAUGACAUCAUCUGUAUAAUAAGCAAUACAAUAUUUUUAGCAUAAAAAUACAGGCACUUGUUAAUGCGUAAGUUAGAGAAAGUGGAGUGGUACCUUUGUCUUCAUAUUUGGAUGCUACUCUGAGUUGUUAAUUUCAUGGAAAUAAUAUCAAACGAGGCAAAGUAUUUGCUUUUAUGGACAUAA
Messenger RNA from Olea europaea var. sylvestris, 1078 nucleotides. RefSeq names its product heme-binding protein 2. Lineage: Eukaryota; Viridiplantae; Streptophyta; Magnoliopsida; Lamiales; Oleaceae. Bases 102 to 794 code for a protein of 230 amino acids. The transcript has 2 exons. The record is from RefSeq and is a predicted model, not a curated record.